AACGCUUUCUUCACAGGAUAAUAUACAUUGAACUGUAUUCGAUACACAUAAGAAACACUGAACGAGAUAUAUUACUACUUUAAACACAUACUAUCUCACGAAAAAUAUUCACGCGAUUCUCCCAGAGUUUUGAAGGUCGGAUUAUCUGCUGGUCUUUGUCAAUCUCUCGAAAUAUAACUGGGGACGGGGGGGGGGGGCUGAGCCUCCUCUACAGCUUGUUUCUGGUUACGCUCCUAAUCCUUAGGCUCACUAGUUAAAAAAAAUUUUUUUUUUUUCGUUAAAACACCGAAUAGAUCAAUACAAUUCUGCUAAUAUAAGAUGGUCGAUUAUUUCUAUUUUUAGUUUGGUGGUAUUGUUCCAUAUAUUCCUCAAUAUUUAAUAAUACAACGUUCUCAAAAUGCCGAAGGUUUUUCUAAUUAUGUAUGUCUUACAUUACUUAUUGCUAAUAUAUUACGUAUUGAAUUUUGGUUUGGUAAACAUUUUGAAAUUCCACUUCUUGUUCAAUCAAUAGUAAUGAUUAUAUGUAUGCUUGUUAUGCUUGAACUUUGUAUACGUGUUUAUUCAAAAUCUUUAUGUCAUCAUUUACCUGUUAAUCAACAAAAUAUAUCCCAUACAAAAGAAUUAACAUUAGAUAUUCAUGAAAAAAAAUUUACGGAUUUUCAAAUGGAUUAUUUUUGGAAAUGGACAACAUUUGCAAGUUAUCUUCAAUUUUUAUUUGUAUUUACUUUUAUUUUAAGUACAAUAACAUGGUCACUUCUUGAUAAUACACCUUAUAUUGAAACAAUUGGAUUUCUAGCUGUAUUUUUCGAAGCUUUAUUAGGUACACCACAAUUUAUGCGUAAUCUACGAUUAAAAUCAACUGAAGGGAUGAGUGUUAAAAUGGUUCUUAUGUGGACAUCAGGUGAUAUAUUUAAAACUGUUUAUUUUAUUUUACGAAAUGCACCAAAACAAUUUUGGCUUUGUGGAAUGUUACAAAUUAGUAUUGAUAUAUCUAUACUUUGUCAAGUUGUUUUUUAUUCUGAAAAAUAUCGAUUUCGUAGACGUUAA
This is a messenger RNA of Rotaria sp. Silwood2, 1047 nucleotides long. The record is from the annotation of a GenBank genome assembly. NCBI's taxonomy places the organism in Eukaryota, Metazoa, Rotifera, Eurotatoria, Philodinida, Philodinidae.